Messenger RNA from Arxiozyma heterogenica, 2193 nucleotides. It is a transcript of the gene GCD6, whose product is annotated as translation initiation factor eIF2B catalytic subunit epsilon. Gene Ontology annotation, biological process: biosynthetic process. The transcript has a single exon. Bases 1 to 2193 code for a protein of 730 amino acids. Gene Ontology annotation, cellular component: eukaryotic translation initiation factor 2B complex. The record is from RefSeq and is a predicted model, not a curated record. Lineage: Eukaryota; Fungi; Ascomycota; Saccharomycetes; Saccharomycetales; Saccharomycetaceae. Gene Ontology annotation, molecular function: translation initiation factor binding; guanyl-nucleotide exchange factor activity; translation initiation factor activity.
AUGGCUGGUAAAAAGAACAAAGGAAAUAGAGGCGAAAAUUCAGGAAAUUCUUCCAAAAAGCAAGAUGUUGACGUUGAAGAUCGUUUACAAGCUGUGGUAUUAACAGAUUCCUUCGAAACUCGAUUCAUGCCUUUGACUGCUGUCAAACCAAGAUGUUUGUUACCAUUAGCAAAUGUUCCGUUAAUUGAAUAUACCCUGGAAUUUUUAGCUAAAGCAGGUGUCAGUGAGGUUUAUUUAAUUUGUUCUUCUCAUGCUAAUUUAGUAGCAGAAUAUAUCGAAAAUUCAAAAUGGAAUUUACCAUGGGCACCAUUUAAAGUUGUUACUAUUAUGUCUCCAGAAGCUAGGUCUGUUGGUGAUGUGAUGAGAGAUUUGGAUAAUAGAGGUAUGAUUACUGGUGAUUUUAUUUUGAUCAGCGGUGAUGUAGUGACUAAUGUUGAUUUUAAUAAGAUGCUAGAUUUUCAUCGAAAAAUGCAUGCUCAAGAUAAAGAUCACAUUGCAACUAUGUGUUUAAGUAAAGCCAAUCAAUAUUAUAAGACAAGAACUAAUGAACCUGCUGCAUUUAUUUUAGAGAAGAAGAAUAAUAGAUGUAUAUAUUAUCAAGAUUUACAUCCUAUUAAUUCUAAAGAAAAACCACCUGUAGAAAUUGACCCUGAAUUGUUGGAUAGCGUUGACGAGUUCGUCAUUAGAAACGAUUUGAUUGAUUGUAGAAUUGAUAUUUGUACACCACAUGUACCUCCAAUAUUCCAAGAAAAUUUUGAUUAUCAAUCACUAAGAACUGAUUUUGUCAAAGGUGUUAUUUCCAGUGAUAUUCUGGGUAAGCAUAUUUAUGCUUAUAUUACAGAUGAAUAUGCAGUUCGUGUAGAGAGUUGGCAAACUUAUGACACUAUUUCUCAAGAUUACUUGGGUAGAUGGUGUUAUCCAAUGGUUUUGGAGUCCAACAUGAGUGAUAAUCAAACCUAUUCGUAUGAAUCAGGUCAUAUAUAUAAAGAAAGUAAUGUUGUCUUGGCCCAAUCAUGUAAGAUAGGUAAAUGUACUGCAAUCGGUUCUAACAGUAGAAUUGGAGAAGGUACUAUAAUUGAAAAUUCCAUUAUUGGUAGGAAUUGUCAGAUCGGUGAAAAUAUUAUCAUCAAGGACAGUUAUAUUUGGGAUAAUGCAGUAUUAGGUAAAGGUAAUGUUAUAAGUCAUUCUAUUGUAGCUUCUAAUGCCAAGCUAGGUGAUAAUGUAACACUAGAAGAUGGUUGUAUUAUUGGAUUUGAUGUUGUCAUUGAAGGUAAUGUUGUAAUUCCAAAAGGUACGAAAAUGUCUGCUAAAGAUAUUAGAACUACUGAGGAUAAUGCUUUUGGUUUGCAAGUUAGUGAAAACAUAGAUAAUAGUGAAAGUGAAGAUGAAACAGGGUCGUCGACCACUGAACAUAAGUUUUCUUUAUCUACCAACCUUGUUGGAACCAAUGGUGUUGGGUAUGUUUAUAACAGUGACUCUUCUGAUGAGGAGGUCGACACUAUGAACGGUUCAUAUAAGAUAUCUACUUCAUUGGUACAUCAUAUUGAAGAUCUUUAUUUAAGUGAUGCGUCAAUAUCGUCUACUAAGAAAAGAGUUAAGAAGAAGAGAACUAUGUCCACUAGUAGUAUGUAUACAGACAAAGAAGAUUUUGGUUCAUCAGAAGAUGAGGAAGAAGAUUUUGCAGUGGAAGGUCUUGCUACUGUUCAAAGAGCAUUAGAAAAUAACCACGACUUAGAUACAGCUAUGUUAGAAUUAAACACUUUGAGAAUGAGUAUGAAUGUAUCAUACCAUGAAGUCAGACUGGUAACUGUCACUGCCUUAGUGAACAGAGUAUAUCAUUUUAUAGCAACACAAACACUUGGAGCGAAGGAUGCUACUACCAAAGUAUUUACUCUAUGGGGACCACUCUUCAAAAGACAAGCUUUUGAUGAGGAAGAAUAUGUUGAUUUGAUGAAUAUUAUUAUGGACACAAUUGUUGGUCAAAACUUUGAAAGACACGAUUUAAUAUUAUUCAGUGCAUUAAAUACAUUAUAUGACAAUGAUAUUUUGGAAGAGGAUGUUAUAUAUAAAUGGUGGGAUACGAUUUCCGAUGAUCCAAAAUAUGAUGAAGUUAAGAAAUUAACAUCAAAAUGGGUUGAAUGGUUAAGAACUGCCGAUGAAGAGUCAUCCUCAGAAGAAGAAGAAGAAGAUUGA